This is a messenger RNA of Juglans microcarpa x Juglans regia, 1700 nucleotides long. RefSeq names its product trimethyltridecatetraene synthase-like. Gene Ontology annotation, molecular function: heme binding; oxidoreductase activity, acting on paired donors, with incorporation or reduction of molecular oxygen; iron ion binding. NCBI's taxonomy places the organism in Eukaryota, Viridiplantae, Streptophyta, Magnoliopsida, Fagales, Juglandaceae. The record is from RefSeq and is a predicted model, not a curated record.
AGGCUGCUUUUGGCAAUGGAGCUUCCUUCUUGGGCUUCAUAUGCAGCGGCAUGGCUUGCAAUUAGCCUCGUCUUCCUCUCCCGCCAUCUCCUCCGUCGCGGCAGUCAAGUGCACUUGCCGCCAGGUCCAAAACCUUGGCCCAUCAUCGGUAACCUCAACCUCAUAGCAACUCCCCAUCGAUCCAUCCAUGCACUCUCCCAAAAAUAUGGUCCCAUCAUGCACCUCCGUUUCGGGUCAUUCCCUGUUGUCGUUGGCUCCUCUGUCGAAAUGGCGAAGGCAAUCCUCAAAACCUAUGAUGUCACCUUCGCCUCCCGGCCUAAAACCGCUGCCGGCAAAUACACCACCUACAAUUACUCGAACAUUACCUGGUCCCCUUAUGGUCCAUAUUGGCGGCAUGCACGUAGAAUGUGUCUAAUGGAACUUUUCAGCACGAAACGUCUGGAGUCCUACGAGUACAUACGGAAAGAGGAGACGAAUGCCUUGCUCAGAGGUUUGUACGAAUCCUCGAACAAGCUGGUGACGUUGAAAGACCAUCUUUCUACCGUCAGUCUCAACGUGAUAAGCCGCAUGGUUCUGGGAAAGAAGUACACGGACGAGUCCGAGGACUCGAUUGUGUCUCCCGAGGAGUUCAAGAAGAUGUUAGACGAGUUAUUCUUGCUUAGUGGGGUGUUGAAUAUUGGAGAUUCCAUGCCUUGGAUCGAUUUCUUGGACUUGCAGGGAUAUAUUAAGAGGAUGAAGGCGUUGAACAAGAAGUUUGAUAGGUUCUUGGAGCAUGUGUUGGAUGAACACAUUGAGAGGAGGAAAGGAGUGAAGGGGCAUGCUGCAAACGACAUGGUGGAUGUGCUAUUGCAGCUUGCUGAGGAUCCUGCUCUCGAUGUUAAGCUUGAAAGACAUGGGAUCAAGGCAUUUACCCAGGACUUGAUAGCCGGUGGAACAGAGAGCUCAGCUGUGACUGUAGAAUGGGCAAUAUCUGAACUUCUAAGAAAGCCAGAGAUUUUCAACAAGGCUACAGAAGAGCUGGAUAGGGUAAUCGGAAGAGAGAGAUGGGUUGAAGAGAAUGACAUUGUAAAUCUACCAUACAUCGAAGCAAUUAUCAAGGAAACAAUGCGGCUGCACCCUGUGGCACCGAUGUUGGUGCCUCGGCUAUCCCGGGAAGAUUGCAAGAUUGGUGGCUAUGACAUUCUCAAAGGGACCCGAGUGCUUGUAAAUGUGUGGACCAUUGGGAGAGACCCUGCAAUAUGGGAAAAUCCAGAUGAGUUUUUCCCCGAGAGGUUCAUUGGAAAGGCCAUCGAUGUCAAGGGCCAUGACUUUGAGUUGUUGCCUUUUGGGGCUGGGAGAAGGAUGUGCCCCGGUUACAGUCUUGGCCUGAAGGUGAUUCAAUCAAGCUUGGCUAAUCUCUUACAUGGAUUCACGUGGAAACUUCCAGGGGACAUGAAUAAGGAGGAUUUGGACAUGGAGGAAAUUUUUGGGCUCUCCACGCCUAGGAAAAUCCCGCUUGUUACUGUUGUGGAGCCAAGGUUACCACCACAUGUUUAUUCUCUGUGAUUCCUGGCCUGUUUCAAACUCCUAGUAAUAAGUAACGCUUAGAUUUUACUGUUGUGAUUCUGCUCCAUGUUGAAGGUGUUAUUGUCGUUAUCUAUAUCCAUAAGUGUCCUGCUUUUUGGAUCGUAUUAAUGUUUAUGCUUUCUUCCUGCGUUUCA